CGGAGGGAAGAAGCCGGGGGAGUUUGGGCUCGCCUGCUGGGAGAAGGCGAGUUGCGAGGCUGCCAACUGCCUCAGAAGUUUGCUGCCAGGAACGGUUCCCUCUAUCGGCAAAAGUGCCUGGCUCUUCUCAGAGGAAUAUCUUGUUGCUUAAGAUGAGUGGCUGUAGGAAGCGGUGUAAGCGAGAAAUCAUGAAAUUUGCCCAGUACCUUCUCAGGCUAAUCACAGGUUCUCUUCACACAGACACUGUAGAAGAUGAAAUGGAAAUGGCCACAGUACGACAUAGACCUGAAGCUCUUGAGCUGCUGGAAGCACAGAGUAAAUUCACAAAGAAGGAACUUCAGAUCUUAUAUAGAGGUUUCAAGAAUGAAUGUCCCAGUGGUGUUGUCAAUGAAGAAACAUUCAAAGAGAUUUACUCUCAGUUCUUUCCACAGGGAGAUUCCACAACUUAUGCACAUUUUCUGUUUAACGCAUUUGACACUGAUCACAAUGGAUCUGUAAGUUUUGAGGAUUUUGUUAUGGGUCUCUCAAUUUUACUCCGAGGGACAGUACAGGAGAAACUCAACUGGGCUUUCAAUUUGUAUGAUAUAAAUAAGGAUGGAUAUAUAACUAAAGAGGAAAUGCUUGAUAUCAUGAAAGCAAUAUAUGAUAUGAUGGGGAAAUGCACUUAUCCUGUUCUCAAGGAGGACGCGCCUAGACAACACGUGGAAACAUUUUUCCAGAAAAUGGACAAAAACAAAGAUGGAGUAGUGACCAUAGAUGAAUUCAUUGAGAGCUGCCAGAAGGAUGAGAAUAUAAUGCGAUCCAUGCAGCUCUUUGAAAAUGUGAUAUAAAGAAGGCAUUAGGUCAACAUCUAAUGGACAAACAUGAGCUAUUCUGCAAUACUAUCCAAAAGAUGGAUUUCCCACUUUACCGUAAAUAAAAUUACUCAGCUUCAUACUGAGACAUGUAUUAUGCAAAUAAGUCUUUUUUUAUUAGGAAGUUUCCUCCCCACAUCUUUUCAAAUUAUACUAUUUAGCAUCUCAACAGUGCGUACGUAACAAGAUUGUUCUGAAAAGUCAGGUUUUUAUUUCAAAACCCCCAAAAUAGGACCUGACUUUAUGCAGCUUUAUUAUCAUUCCAACCCCUAGAUAAAAUAGAUUUAAUCUCACAAGGAGAUUAAAUAAAUACUCUUAGUUUUGCUACUCAUUUGUACUGGAUUCAGCUCCAGGUGUUUGAGUGUAUUUAUUAAAUCUCAGUUUCUAAUUUAUACAGAGGCAUUACCAUGUAUUUCCUUUCCACAUUUGUAUAGUGUAGUCCUCAGUUUUUUAAUAAUAAUUUAACUUAAUGUGCUAUGUGCAAUGCACAGCUUGCUGCAAUUGCCUUCCACCUUUAACUUGCUUCUCUCCUCUUCGAAAAAGAAGACCAAAACCCCAAACCUAACAAAAUAAAUAACUUGAGAGGAAGAGAUGUUAUGUAACACAAAUUUAAAAAUAAUUGCUUAGGUAGAUUUAUGCCCUAACAAAUACUAGUAAGCUUCUAUUAAUCAUACUUAUCUAUUAAAUCUGCAUUUAUUUUUUCAUGACAUGAAUAUCAGGAGUCCUUACAUACUAUAUUACUAAUUAUUCUUGGGCAUAUACACAAAGAUCUUUGCUUAAAAUUAAGAAUCUUCUGGCCUUGAAUUUUUCAUGAAGAAAACUUAACUGGAUCCUAACACUGUGUUCAUGGGUAUGUGUCUUGUUGCCUUUAAUGAAGAAAAAAACCAUGAAGUUCCUUUGAAACUUCCGUUCCUCUUCCGUGCGCAGACUGAAUAUCACUAUGUAGUAACAUCUUCUAAUAAUGAAUU
Messenger RNA from Cygnus atratus (black swan), 1822 nucleotides. It is a transcript of the gene KCNIP4, whose product is annotated as potassium voltage-gated channel interacting protein 4. Gene Ontology annotation, cellular component: voltage-gated potassium channel complex. The coding region runs from base 153 to 830 and encodes 225 amino acids. Gene Ontology annotation, molecular function: calcium ion binding; potassium channel regulator activity. NCBI's taxonomy places the organism in Eukaryota, Metazoa, Chordata, Aves, Anseriformes, Anatidae. The record is from RefSeq and is a predicted model, not a curated record. Gene Ontology annotation, biological process: regulation of potassium ion transmembrane transport. The transcript has 8 exons.